Molecule: messenger RNA, 3245 nt
Organism: Hemicordylus capensis (graceful crag lizard)
Lineage: Eukaryota; Metazoa; Chordata; Lepidosauria; Squamata; Cordylidae
Gene: TIGAR
Product: TP53 induced glycolysis regulatory phosphatase
Exons: 6
Coding region: 159-1019 (286 amino acids)
Biological process (GO): fructose 1,6-bisphosphate metabolic process; positive regulation of DNA repair; negative regulation of programmed cell death
Cellular component (GO): cytosol
Molecular function (GO): fructose-2,6-bisphosphate 2-phosphatase activity
Source: RefSeq, a predicted model, not a curated record
GCUGGUUGGUUUGCAGAAGAAGCCCGUGACGGCAUCAUCUUGAAGCGAGUAAUGAGGAAAGCCGGCGAGGAGGCGGGGCUUUGAGGAUGAACGGGGCGGGGCGUCUCGCGGCAGCCGCAGUGCACGUAAGGGCCGGCGGCAGCAGCAGCGGCGAGUGAAUGACAAGCACAAGGUCGACCAUGGUCGUUUUCGGUUUGACCAUCGUCCGGCAUGGGGAAACAAGAUACAACAAAGAGAAGAUACUACAAGGACAGGGUGUAGAUGAGCCCCUCUCUGAGACUGGCUUCAGACAAGCCAAUGCUGCUGGUGUAUUUCUAAGCAAUGUAAAAUUUACUCAUAUCUUCACAAGUGAUCUUGUUCGGGCAAAGCAGACGACCGCCUCAAUUAUUGGAAUGAGUCAGUUUUGCAGAGAGGUUGCUGUAAAAUAUGAUGCCAGACUUCGAGAGCGGAAAUAUGGAGUGGCAGAAGGAAGGCCAUUGAGUGACCUCAGGACUAUGGCAAAAGCUGCUGGGGAGCAGUGUCCAUCUUUUACACCUUCUGGAGGAGAAACACUAGAUGAAGUAAAAACACGUGGGAAGGAUUUUUUUGAAUAUCUCUGCCAUCUUGUUACCCAAGAAGCAUGUCAAGAAAAGCAAGCUACCCCAAGGACAGCAAGAAAUGGCACAGAACUGGCAGAAGGAACUUCUACUGCCUCCUUGACAAACCACCACCACCACCACCACAGGGGACUGAAAUUUUAUUCGAAUUCUGAUGGACCUGCUGAAGUGCUGGAUGCCAACAUACUGAUUGUGAGUCAUGGGGCCUUCAUGAGAAACUGGAUUGGCUAUUUUGUAUCGGACCUAGAGUGCACUUUACCAGCCACUCUGACAAAGACUGAGCUGUCUUCUGUUAGUCCCAAUACUGGCAUUAGUCAGUUCAUUGUGAAACUUGAGAACAGAGACAACAUUAAACUUAAAAUCUGUUGCAUUUGUCUUAAUAGAGAUGAUCAUUUAGGUAACAUGCCAACUGAAAGCAUUUAGCUCUGAAACAUUAAAAGUAUGCAGCGUGUAAAAGCAUAUUUUCUUUUAAAUUAUUUGAGUGGUAUGGUGUGUUCUGGACAGCAAAAUACUCUCUGCUCAGGAGGGGGGGAAAUGAAGCAAAUUCAUAUUCUAUCUGGAAAGUUGACUUUUAGCAAUAUAUUGUUAGCAUUACAUAUAGUAUUACAGAAGUUAAACUCAGUCAUUUACUCAGAUGCACAACUGAAAUUACCAUGGAUGUUUUGGCCUGUACUGCAGUAUUACCUGAAGUACCCUGUUUGCGUGGAGAGACUUGUUCAGUCCCACCACAUAUUAUAUGUAGGACACCCCCACCCCCAUCAAAACAUAUAUUUAUGUACCUUAGCACUUUACCAAAAGAUUACUUGUCAGACAAGGUGGACUGACCAUUUUGGCCAAUGAAUUGGGGCAUCUGUGAGAGUGGCAGAAAGAGGCAGAUCUGGCCAUGGGGUAAAACCCACCAGGAAGUUCUGUUGUGCAAGCCUCACUGAAAUGAACAGGAGCUGCACACAAGCCUUUGUGCAGCUACCAUUCAUUUAAAUGAGACUUUUGCAACAGAACUUCCUGGAAGAUUGUGCCCCAUGUUAAUUUGCGAGAGGGGGGAUUCUGCUUUGGAUUUUUAACCAUGGGCACCAAAAUGCCUUAGGCCAAUCCUGCUUUUUAUUAAUACAUGUUUGAAUGUAUACCUUUUUAAAAAUACUUGGGAGCCAAUUUGGUUCCAUUCAAAGCCAGCCCCUCCCUUUUCAAUAUGUAACAGAGGGGAAUAUGACCAAGCAUGAAGCUGGACCUCCCUUCCCUCAGCCCUAUCUUCCUUAUUUCUUGCAGCGUGAAAAUUUAAAUUCAGUAAAUAGGAAUGCACAUGGAUUACAGCAUCUUGUCAGCUGGUUGUGACUCUCAGGGUCUCAGUCUGGGUUCCACAGAACCUUUGCCUUCUGACAUUCCUGUGUGUAAAUGUUAUCCCAAUUAGUUUUUGAAAUCUGUAGUACAGUACAGUCCACUAUCCAUAGAAAACAAAAUAGCACAUGCUUCACAGGUAACAUCAAAUGAAGUAAUAGGCUGUAUGAGAUAUGCUGAGGAUCAGUAACUGGAGGCCACAUGGCCAAAAGAGUACAACCUAACCCUCACUAGUUGCCAAUGUUGGAAGCUCCUGAGGGCUCUAGAAAUUGGAUUUGCAGUCAGUCCACUUUGGGAUAACUGAGAGGAGUGGAAUCACCUCUCUGUAUCCCUCAUAGAAUGGCACUCCUGUAAAGCAAGCUGCUAACCAAGGUCAGAUGCUGUCUGUUGAUCUAGUGCAGGAGAGUCAAACUGCAGCCCUCCAACGGCUGUUGGCCUACAGCUCCCAUCAUCCCUGGCUGCUGGCUAUUGUGGUUGGGGACAAGGGGACUGUAGGCCAACAGCAGCCAGAGAGCCACUGUUUGACACCCCUGAUCUAGUGGCUAGAUCCAAGCUUUGCCUUGGAUUCUGACACUAGCCUAGUUCACACAAUUUAUGAGGCCUGGUGGAAAAGCAGCAUACUGUCUCCCCUCUCCAAGUAAAUGAUUUGGGCAGUCCACCCCAAUGCUGGAUUAUGUGUGGGCCCUGCAUGAAACUGCACCAGCAGAGCUUCUGCAUAAUUGUUGGUGCGGAGUGUCCGAUUUGUCGAUUAAUCGCUUGCACGGUGGGGCUGAGGAGGGAGUGCCAGUUGCACCAUCAUGCAAAUGUCUAGUGAGCUGAAUGAACCAGCGCUUUAAAGAGUGAACCUAGAUGAACUAUACUCUUCCUCUAUAUCUCUGUUUUUCCAGGAUAAUAGUAAAGUUGUUUGUUUAACUACCUCUUAGCAGUGGAAGGAAGUUUAGUGAAGCACUUUAAUGCUCUUCCAGUGGUGAGCACAGUAUAGAUGCAAAUUAUUCAGAGCUGGUUUUCUUCCACAUUUGUAAUUUGCAUGUACCCCCAAAAAAGUUUAUCCUUCAAAAAACUGCUAGCAUGGAUGCUUGCUCUAAUUUUAAUAGUAUUUCCAGAACUUAAGAUAUAUGCACAGUUUGAGACCUUUUUGUUACUUUAAAACGUGUGUGUGAUUUCCCCACCACCACUCCAUUUCUUGUGUUUCUAUGUCUUUGGGAUGUUAGUGCUGUCUACCAGUAUGUAUAUGCAGAACUAUUUGUGUCCUCAUAUUAUAAAUAUUUUCAUUUGCUGAACUGAGUUUUUUAAAAAAAUUAAAAGUAUUCAACUCUA